CCCGGCUCUUGGAGGUUCACAUAGACGACUUUCGUACCAAAAGUGAGGAAUCGGGGCUGCUUUUCCCGCGAAGCUUCACUAGCUAGCUAGCGAGAAAAGUUCACAGCAGCUGGCUGGUCAGUCGCUACUGUGACGUUCGCUGGGCGCUGGAACGCUGGAACUCCAUCUAUCUGUACUACUAGUAGUAGUACGGUUUACAUAGCACACAAUUCGUUUCCUUCAUGGCGGUGUCCCUACUAGUAACAACUUUCGACCAGCAAUGGAGACCAGAACCCAUGUUGACCAAGCCCCUAUGGCAAGGUUGCCCAAUGAUGAUAGUGAACAGACAAAGGAGAUAGAUAGAACUGAUAGAAGUAUCCCGUCAGAUACUGGCGCUCCUGCUACAGCAGCUGCAUCAUCCAAGGGACCAACACUGACGCUUGACCCGGCACUGUUCAAGCUGUCCAAGGAAGAGAGAGAAUUGGCUUUGGAAAUCAAAGAAUCCAUUGAAUGUCUCCCCGAUGUUGACAUGUUAUCUGACUUUAUGUAUGCGAACAUGGCCCUGGUUGGGGGUGUGGAAGAAGCAGUGGAAAAGGCCUACCUGAUGCAAGAAGUUCGGGAAGAGUACAAGAUUCUUCUGACCUAUGAAGAUGGCGUUCGAAGUCUCCGGGACAUUAUCGAACUGCUCCCGCUAGUGUUCAUGUCCUACUCCUUUGAUCUGAAGCAGGAUAGGUCUGUGUUGGUCCUAGAUUGCACAAAGUUCCGCCAAACCGUCUGGAGAGACCCCAAGAGUAUGGAAAGGAUCCUUCGAGGCGCCUUCUACAUGUCUUAUGCAACCUUUCCCAGUUUGGGGAUUGUGAGGGCGGGGAAAACAGACAUUUUUGAAUGGGAGGGUUUUGAGUUAGGAAUGGGAAUGCUGGAUGUCAAGAUUGGGGGACAGAUCACUUCCCAGACAAUUGGAGCAUUCCCAGCCAAUGUCACUACAAAGUUCUUUCAUACGUCCUCCAUGGCAAAUGUUAUCAUUGCCAUGACUAAAAAAUUGGUUCCCAAGAAAAUUGGAUCCAAAUGGGAGUUUGGGUGUCAAUUUGCAGGAGGAAGGUUGGACAAGUUCUACAUGCAGCCAACUCCAGAAGUUGCCAUCGAGAGAGUCUUUCAAAACUUUUGCAAUGGCCUUAAAAUCCGCAUGGAGAGUGAAAAGAUAUUCCGAUUGGAAGAGGACUGAACGCUGCUCGUAACCGCUGUCCAAUGUCCGUAGUACCCUACGAGCACCAAGAGCCAAUGACAUGACAAGCAGUGGAUACGUCAAUUCGUGUAGAAGUACCGGUACGUCAACUAGCUACGUAACGAGUAAAAACCAUUAGAAACUUUGUGUCGACAGCUCCAACCC
This is a messenger RNA of Seminavis robusta, 1366 nucleotides long. NCBI's taxonomy places the organism in Eukaryota, Bacillariophyta, Bacillariophyceae, Naviculales, Naviculaceae. The record is from the annotation of a GenBank genome assembly.